Molecule: messenger RNA, 1442 nt
Organism: Neogale vison (American mink)
Lineage: Eukaryota; Metazoa; Chordata; Mammalia; Carnivora; Mustelidae
Gene: COQ4
Product: coenzyme Q4
Exons: 7
Coding region: 238-1038 (266 amino acids)
Biological process (GO): ubiquinone biosynthetic process
Cellular component (GO): mitochondrial inner membrane; mitochondrion
Source: RefSeq, a predicted model, not a curated record
GAUCACUCGGGGACCCUUUCUGGGAGUGAGGGGAAAUGGGGAGAGUUUUGCUUCGGUGGGAAUAGAUGGUAGACAGGUCGCCUGGGUUUCCUUCUCCUACUGAGUGAUAGGGCCCUCUCCUGUCCGUGCUACGAUUUUUCCUCCUUCAAAGGAGGAAGUCCCUCCGCGGCCGGAGAGGUUUGCAGCCUCGGCCCUGCCCGCGCCUGUUCCCGCGGCCGCCGGCGGGUGCCCGCUGCCAUGGCGACGCUGCUGCGCUCGGCCGUGCGCCCUCUCCGCGCGCUCGGCUGCCCCCGGGGACCGGCUGCAGAUGUGCCGCUCCGAGGCGUGCGCCAUGGCGCCGGCCUGCUCUACCCCGGGCACAUCCCCACCUCCCCGCUGCAGAAGGCGCUGCUGGCCGCCGGCUCGGCGGGAAUGGCUCUCUAUAACCCGUACCGCCACGACAUGGUCGCAGUUCUAGGGGAGACCACAGGACACUGUGCCCUGAAGGUCCUCAGGGACCAGAUGAGGAAGGAUCCAGAGGGUGCUGAGAUCCUGCGGGAGCGUCCCCGGAUCUCACUGUCCACCCUUGACCUAGACAAGCUCCGUAGUCUGCCUGAGGGCUCCCUUGGCCAAGAGUAUCUCCGUUUCCUGGAUGUUAAUAGGGUCUCCCCAGAUACCCGAGCACCCACCCGAUUCGUGGACGACGAGGAGCUGGCCUAUGUGAUCCAGCGGUACCGGGAGAUCCAUGACAUGCUCCACACCCUGCUGGGGAUGCCCACCAACAUCCUGGGGGAGAUCGUGGUGAAGUGGUUUGAGGCUGUCCAGACCGGCCUGCCCAUGUGCAUCCUGGGUGCCCUCUUUGGACCGAUCCGACUCAGUGCCCAGAGCCUGCGAGUGCUGGUGUCAGAGCUCAUCCCAUGGGCGGUUCAGAAUGGGCGCAGAGCCCCGUGUGUCCUCAACCUGUACUACGAGCGUCGCUGGGAGCAGCCCCUGAGGGCUCUACGGGAGGAGCUGGGCAUCACAGACCCCCCCAGUGUGCAUGUCAGGGGCCUGGCCUAGGCCCUGAGCUGCCGCCCACACUCCCACCUUCCCUAGGGGCAGAGGACUGUUUGGCCAUUACCUUUGUUCUUUUCCUUUGAACACUGACCCUUGGACAUCUUUUCUCAUAAUUUGUCAUAACCACUGAUGAGUGGCUUCGAGGACCACCCAGGAGGGAGGAGGCAGAGCAGCAGGGCUCCCAGGAGAGCCAGGAGCUGCCCAAAGAGCACCAGGUGUGAGCGAGAAUCCGUCAUCCAGCCUGGUGCUGGGGUGUCUCAGGUCCACUGCUCCUAUUCUGGACCCGUCCUUGCCAAUGAGGGUUUUCUGGGCGCCAGGCUGGGUAUCCUCCAGGAGGAAGGGCUCUACCAGUUCCAAAGACCUGAGAAGGGCAGGUCUCCACUGUCUGAAUAAAGUCUGCCAUCAGA